AUGCAAAACAACGAAAUUAUUAAACCUGCCAAAUACUUCUCGUACAAGUAUGUGUUGGAAUGUAAGAAAAGCGAUGCGCGAACUAUUGCCCUCAAGCAGCGCACCUGGCAGGCGUUGGCCCACGAAUACAACUCUCAGCCCAGCGUGUCGCUGCGGGACUUUAAACAGCUGAAGAAGUGCUGGAGAACAUCAAGGCUCAGACCAAAAAAAAUUAUGGCCCAUGAAAGAAGGGAGAAAGUGAAGCGCAACGGGAGCCCGCUGCUGAGUGCCCACGUCCUGGAGAAGGAGAAGAUCAGCAGCAUGCUGCCAGAGCAGCUGUACUUUCUGCAGAGCCCACCCGAGGAGGAGCCCGAGUACCACCCAGAUGCGGCUGCCCAAGAAUCAUUUGCUGUUUCAAAUAGAGAACUGUGCGACGACGAGAAAGAGUUCGUCUAUUUUCCAGUAUGCGAGAGGACCUCACAACCUGAACCUUCAUGUUCAGCCGUCAGGAUAACAGCCAAUAAGAACUACAGGAGCAAACCGUCUCAGGAAGGUGCUUUAAAAAGGAUGCACGAGGAGGAGCAUCACCAGCAGAUGUCCAUCCUCCUACAGCUGAUCCAGAUGAACGAGGUGCACGUGGCCAAAAUCCAGCAGAUGUGUGAGAUGGCGGAGGAGGAACACCAGAUCAAAAUGGAAGUCCUCAAUAAAAAGAAGAUGUAUUGGGAAAGAAAACUACAAACGUUCACCAAGGAGUGGCCCGUUUCCUCAUUUAACCGGCCCUUUCCCAACUCACCCUGAGACUUGGGGACGGCUCCCUUGUAAUUAGUCUCUGUUGGCAAGGCAAGGUUGGGAUGUGGCCUUUGUGGUCAGGAAGCCUGUAACAGACCUGUGACUAGGUGAAUUAGAGUGGGUAGUAGUCACUUAUUUAAGAAUACAUUCAGGUAAAGAGCUGCACCCCAUGUACCCCCGAAGUGGCCAAGAAGCUGUUAACAGUCUUCUAAAAAUCAACACUAUGCGUGCUAUAAUUCUGAAUGUAAUGUUUCUUAAUUAGAAUUCAUAGA
Acomys russatus (golden spiny mouse) is the source of this 1040-nucleotide messenger RNA. RefSeq names its product Myb/SANT DNA binding domain containing 3 (gene Msantd3). NCBI's taxonomy places the organism in Eukaryota, Metazoa, Chordata, Mammalia, Rodentia, Muridae. The record is from RefSeq and is a predicted model, not a curated record.